Gekko japonicus is the source of this 2587-nucleotide messenger RNA. It is a transcript of the gene PPP1R12C, whose product is annotated as protein phosphatase 1 regulatory subunit 12C. Gene Ontology annotation, biological process: signal transduction. Gene Ontology annotation, molecular function: protein kinase binding; enzyme inhibitor activity; phosphatase regulator activity. Lineage: Eukaryota; Metazoa; Chordata; Lepidosauria; Squamata; Gekkonidae. Gene Ontology annotation, cellular component: cytoplasm. The record is from RefSeq and is a predicted model, not a curated record.
AUGGCAGCCCCGCUGCUGUCCCUCUCCGAGGGGGAGGGCGCCCGGGCGCGGCGGCGGGAGCAGCUGCGGGCCUGGGCGGAGGCCGAAGCGGCGGCGGCUUCCUUGGGGCCGGCCCCGCCUCAGAUCGCGGCGGCGGCAGCAGCAGGGUCGGCGAUGGGCUCCGGCGGCCGCCCCUCCCGAGCCGUCCGCUUCGACGCGGCCGCCGAGUUCUUGGCCUGCUGCGCCGGGGCCGAGCUGGAGGCGGCGCGGGAGAUGCUGAGCGCAGACCCGGGAGCCGUCAACGGGACCAACGCGGACGGCAUCAGUGCUCUCCACCAGGCCUGCAUUGAUGAGAACAUGGAGGUGGUUGAAUUUCUGGUGGAAAACGGAGCCGACGUGAACCAGGCGGACAACGAGGGCUGGACUCCGCUGCACGUCGCUGCUUCCUGCGGCUACAUUGAAAUUGCACAACUGCUCUUGCAGGCCGGCUACGAGCCCAACGUGCAGGACAAGGACGGCUGGACUCCCCUGCAUGCGGCAGCCCACUGGGGGGUGGAGGAGGCCUGCCGCCUCCUGGCAGAGCACUUCUGUGAGAUGGAGGCACUCAACAACGUGGGCCAGCGUCCCUGCGACCUCGCCGAUGAGGAUACUUUGGCCCUGCUGGAGGAGCUGCAGCGUAAGCAGAACGACCUACGCAGCAAGAAGGAAGCGCACCUGAGGCAGGCUGUGAUCGAUACCUGUUUGGAGCAACCCCCUUCGUAUACAAGCAAGCACCGAAGGAGUUCCGUGUGUCGCAUGAGCAGCAAAGAGAAGAUCUCUGUCCAGGACCAAUCGAAGGAGCGCAAGACUUUGGGCACCAUCGCUGUCGGUGAGGAGGAGACCAGCUCGGCCUCAGAUGGAGAGGAGGCUCCAAAUUCCAGCGAGGCCAAGGCCAGCCCCCCAACGGACAGCAGUGCGGUGAACGGAGUCUCUGUGCCCCCCGUCAGCCCUGUCCCUCCCAGUUCUGCCACACAAAAGUUCUCCGGGGGCUGCAGCCGCACAAUGGAACCAGAGGACUCGCAAGCCCCCGCGGUCUGGAGGCAGAGUCUGCGCAAGACCAGCAGCUUUGGGGUGCUGCAGGACGCCAGGCUGGAGGACGGGGCUGCCAAGGAGGGCAGCGGCAUCAAGAGGUCAGCGUCCAGUCCUCGGCUGGACACAGAAGAGAAGCAAGACAUCCGGGAGCUCUUACAGAAGUGGAACAAGAAUCCCAUUGGCCCAGGGUUAGCCAAUAGGAGUGCCCCUUCUGAGCCAGCUGGUGACCCGAGCAAAGAGCCACGCCUGGCCCGGGUGACGCCAACCCCCACUCGGAGGAUAUUCGCCCUCCCAGACACGGAGCCCCACCGGGACCCACGGCGAGCAAACUUAGAAGGUGGCCUUCAGAUGAAGAUAGAUACCGCCCUUGCCCCGCACCUGCCCCCCUCUUCCGCUGCCAUCAGCUCUAGCACGGAUCCCCGGGACCGCCGAAGGUCCUACCAGACGCCCGUGCGGGAUGAAGAGUCGGAGUCCCAAAGGAAGGCCCGCUCCAGGCUCAUGAGGCAGUCCAGGCGUUCCACGCAGGGAGUUACUCUCACCGAUCUAAAGGAGGCUGAGAAGACCAUGAGCCGGGCUGGGGACUCCAGAGCGGCCUCGGAGCAGAGAAGCAAAGAGGACGAGAAGCUGGAAAAAGAUGGAGAGCAGCAGCCCCAAGAGGCCACGGUAGAGGUGGCAGGACGUGGGCAGGAUGCCUCUAGGAGAUUCCGGCACCCCAGUUCAGACAGCUCUUCGGUUUAUACUGUGAAUCCGUUGGUGGUGAAUUCGCAGCCCAGAAGAGGCUUGGAACCCGAUGAGAUGAGCUCGGAGGCGGAUUUGGAUCUCCGGAACCGGUUGGCUAUCCGGGACCGCAGGAAAGGCCGGCGGGAGAGACGCAUCAGCGGGCUGGGGGGAAACUCUGAGGGUGAGGAUGAAGAAGAUGUUGAGCAAGUCAACAGUGAAGAUCCGUCAGGACAUGGCAGUGAACACGUGAACAGCGUCCUGCCCAACCGGACAGCUCCCUGCCAGAGACGGAGCAGCGCGUCGCACUGCAAAGAGGAACCCGAUACCUAUUACAGAAAACUGUAUGAAGAUCUCUCGAUUGAGAAUGAGAAACUGAAGGAGCAGCUGCAGGAGGCACAGCUGCAGUUGACCCAAGUCAAGCUGGAGCUGGAAAGAGCGACCCAGAGGCAGGAGCGUUUUGCCGAGCGGCCAGCUCUCCUGGAGCUGGAGAGAUUCGAACGCCGAGCCUUGGAGAGAAAAGCCGCAGAGCUGGAGGAAGAGUUGAAGGCUCUUUCAGAUCUGAAGGCUGACAACCAGCGUCUGAAGGACGAAAACGCCGCUCUUAUCCGUGUCAUCAGCAAGCUGUCUAAGUGACCGUCACUGCAGCCCCCAGAUUCUGCCACGAACCCGGGGCCUUACUCCCCAGUCCACCCUUUAUGUCAACCAGAUCUUCAUCAGGGACAGGAAGGAGAUGCGAGGAUAAUGGGGCGGCCAGCUCCCCACACCAACACCCAGACACUCCAAACGCAGGCUGUCGCAAGCCCCAGCCAAUCAGAAA